This is a messenger RNA of Chrysochloris asiatica (Cape golden mole), 1850 nucleotides long. It is a transcript of the gene LPCAT2, whose product is annotated as lysophosphatidylcholine acyltransferase 2. The record is from RefSeq and is a predicted model, not a curated record. Lineage: Eukaryota; Metazoa; Chordata; Mammalia; Afrosoricida; Chrysochloridae. Gene Ontology annotation, cellular component: endoplasmic reticulum. The transcript is spliced from 14 exons. The coding region runs from base 68 to 1702 and encodes 544 amino acids. Gene Ontology annotation, molecular function: calcium ion binding; 1-acylglycerophosphocholine O-acyltransferase activity.
CUCGGUUGUGACUCUCUCUCCCGCGCUCCACGUCACUCGUUCGGUCGGCCCGAACUCUGGCUCAGCCAUGAACCGAUGUGCCGAAGCGGCGGCCGUGGCGGCCACGGUGCCCGGCGCGGGCGUCGGAGAUGCGGGGCUGCGGCCGCCCAUGGUGCCUCGCCAGGCGUCCUUCUUCCCGCCGCCGGUGCCCAACCCAUUCGUGCAGCAGACGCAGAUCGGCGUGGCGAGCAGGCUCCAGAUUUUCCUUCUUGGAAUUAUCCUGCUUCCAAUCCGCGCCAUACUGGUUGCAUUAAUUAUACUGCUGGCGUGGCCAUUUGCUGCAGUUUCAACAUCAUGCUGUCCUGAAAAACUCACCCACCCAGUAACAGGUUGGAGAAGGAAAGUUACUCACCCAGCUUUGAAGUUUCUGGGCCAUGCCAUGUUCUUCUCAAUGGGAUUUAUAAUUACAGUAAAAGGAAAGAUUGCAAGUCCUUUGGAAGCACCAAUUUUUGUUGUUGCCCCUCAUUCCACAUUCUUUGAUGGAGUUGCCUGUAUCAUUGCUGGGUUGCCAUCUAUGGUAUCACGUAAUGAGAACGCACAAGUGCCUCUGAUUGGCAGACUUUUAAGGGCUCUACAACCAGUGUUGGUCUCCCGUGUAGAUCCAGAUUCACGAAAAAACACAAUAAAUGAAAUAAUAAAGCGAGCAACCUCCAGAGGGGAAUGGCCCCAGAUACUAGUUUUCCCAGAAGGUACUUGUACGAAUCGUUCCUGUUUGAUUACUUUCAAACCAGGAGCCUUCAUUCCUGGAGUUCCAGUGCAGCCGAUACUCCUCAGAUACCCAAACAAGCUGGACACUGUGACCUGGACGUGGCAGGGAUAUACCUUCAUUCAGCUUUGCAUGCUCACCUUCUGCCAGCCCUUCACAAAGGUGGAAGUUGAGUUUUUGCCUGUUCAAGUCCCUAAUGAUGAAGAAAAGAGGGAUCCUGUCCUUUUUGCCAGUAGAGUGCGGAAUAUCAUGGCAGAUGCUCUGAGAAUACCAGUAACAGAUCACACCUAUGAAGAUUGUAGAUUGAUGAUUUCAGCAGGACAGCUAACAUUGCCUAUGGAAGCUGGGUUGGUGGAAUUUACUAAAAUUAGCCGGAAAUUGAAGUUAGAUUGGGAUGGAAUUCGUAAGCAUUUGGAUGAAUAUGCAUCUAUCGCCAGUUCCUCAAAAGGGGGAAGGAUUGGAAUUGAAGAAUUUGCGGAGUAUCUAAAAUUGCCGGUUUCAGAUGUCUUGAAACAACUUUUUGCACUCUUCGACAGGAACCACGAUGGCAGCAUUGACUUCCGCGAGUAUGUGAUUGGCCUGGCUGUGUUGUGCAACCCUGCCAACACAGAGGAAAUCAUCCAGGUGGCAUUUAAGCUCUUUGAUGUGGAUGAGGAUGGCUGCAUCACAGAGGAGGAGUUUUCCACCAUUCUGCAGGCUUCCCUUGGGGUGCCUGACCUGGAUGUUUCUGGACUCUUCAAGGAAAUAGCCCAAGGGGAUUCUAUUUCCUAUGAAGAAUUUAAAAGUUUUGCCCUAAAGCAUCCAGAAUAUGCUAAAAUAUUUACAACAUACUUAGACCUUCAGACGUGCCAUGUGUUUUCAUUACCAGAAGAUGUCCAGGCAACUCCCUUAGUUGCAAGUAACAAAGUCAGUCCUGAAAGUCAUGAAGAAAGUACCUCAGACAAAAAAGAUGACUGAAAGCAAAGAUUCUCGUGAGGAAAACUCAGUGGUUUUCACUUGAAAUUGUAAACACAUUUAUUGAUAGUGUUUUAAAAGUGCUUGGUGGGUAAUGUGAUGCUUCAAAUGGAAAGCUAUUUUUAAUAUAUAAAAAUGCUACAUUUUCUUA